This is a messenger RNA of Scylla paramamosain (green mud crab), 2390 nucleotides long. RefSeq names its product mitochondrial inner membrane protein OXA1L-like (gene OXA1L). Bases 75 to 1568 code for a protein of 497 amino acids. Gene Ontology annotation, molecular function: membrane insertase activity. Gene Ontology annotation, cellular component: mitochondrial inner membrane. The transcript is spliced from 10 exons. Gene Ontology annotation, biological process: protein insertion into mitochondrial inner membrane from matrix. The record is from RefSeq and is a predicted model, not a curated record. Lineage: Eukaryota; Metazoa; Arthropoda; Malacostraca; Decapoda; Portunidae.
CGGGUAGAGAUGCUUGCAGCUGUGGGAUGAGGAGAGCGGUACUCGGCUCAGCCUCACCGGUGUAAACAAACAACAUGGUGGCGGCCUUCAGCAGGGUGGCCUCACGCGGGGCUGCCUUCACCCGGGGGCUGCGAUACCCCAACAGUGCACUGCUUGUGGUGGUGAAGGAUACGCCAUGCUGGACCGCCGCCGCCGCCGCCAGCUACCACAGUCGUUCCUUGGGGCUGCAGGUGGGAGGGAGCAUGAGACAAACACACAGCCACCCACUCCUGCGGUCCACUCCUGUCAUUACUGUCCGCGCCGUUCUCACUUGUCCUCCCGGCGCGCCAGGUCAUCGCCAGUUGAGUUCCUUCAGUGACAUCUUCAAAAGUGCAUUCACAGUCAAAGCCUCGUCACAAGACACAGAUGUCAGCGCAGGUGUGGACAGUGUUGGUGCGGGUUUGCAGUCUCCUGUGGUGGGUGUGGGUGUGGAUGGCAGUGUUGGUGGUGUGGGUGUGGCUGAUAUCUCCACGUCUGUGCCUCCACCUCCACCUCCUCCGUCACUUCAAGCUGCUUCUGAGACAGUGGAGUACAUCCCCCUGCCCCCGGUGCCCCCUGAUGCAGUGGAAGUGCCCUUGACAGCCUUGGGGGAGCCCACGUUUGCCAGCCUGGGUCUUGGUGGCUGGAGUCCUAUUGGGAUCAUGCAGAAUUGUCUAGAAUAUAUACAUAUUAGUGGCACCCUUCCUUGGUGGGCCACUAUUGCUAUUGCAACGGUCAUCUUGCGUAGCCUCAUCUUCCCUCUGGUGGUGGUGUCACAGAGGAACGCUGCCAAGAUGAACAACUACAUGCCGCAGCUACAGGUCCUGCAAAUGAAGAUGACAGAGGCCAGAAACAGUGGAGAUCAGAUUAAUGCUGCCAGGUACAGUCAAGAGAUGGUCAUGUUUAUGAAGGAGAAGGAAUUGAGUCCCCUUCGCAAUAUUGUCGUGCCUUUUGCUCAGGCACCAAUCUUCAUCUCAAUGUUCAUCGGGCUACGUCGUAUGGCCAACCUGCCAGUGGACAGCUUGAGGGAAGGUGGCCUGGCAUGGUUCACUGAUCUCACCCUGGCUGACCCAUACUACCUCCUGCCCAUCAUUACCUCCUGCACCAUGCUGGCCACAAUUGAGCUUGGCACUGACGGGGCACGGCUGAGCUCACAGAACAUGCAGGCAAUGAAAUACGUACUGAGGGCACUUCCCUUCGUUAUCUUCCCCUUCACCAUGAACUUCCCUGCUGCCAUUUUGUGUUACUGGGUGUCCACAAACCUGUUCUCUCUGGUGCAAGUUGGGUUCCUGCGUGUCCCAGCUGUGAGGGAUUACUUCAAGAUCGAUCCGCUCAUCAAACACAAGCCAGAGACACUGCCAAAGAAGAAGGGAGCGGUGGAGGGAUUUAAGGAGUCCUGGAAAAACAUGAAGAUUGCAAGGGAGAUAGAAGAGAGGCACCGAUAUGAUGAGAUGAGGUUCAAGAAGGCCGGCACAGGACCUGUAGUGAGGACUUACAGACACGACCCAACCAAGAAGAUCAUAAACGUGCAGGCCAAGGUGAAGAAGUGAGGCGAGGGAGAAGGUGCUGGAGACAAGGAAAUGUGAAGCAGAACCAAGGAUAGGGAGAUGUCUUAGAGAGCUGUUAAUGGGGAACCAAAGGAGGAAAGGAGAUAUGGAAGAAAAAUAGAGAAUAGAAGGUGUUUGAGUGUUCUAAGGGAGGUGCUGAAGGAAACUGAAGGAAUGUGAUUAAGAGAGGAAAUGAAGGAGGGAAGGAAUUAUGAAGGGAAAUUAGAGAAUAAGUGUUUGAGUGUUCUAAGGGAGGUACUGAAGGAAAGUGAAGGAGUGUUUAGGAGGGAAAAUGAAGAAGGGAAAGAGAUGUGAAGGAAAACUAGAGAGAGGGAGAAGUUUCAGUCCACUAAUGAAAGGGAAAUGAGAAAGAUGGAGGCACUGAGAGAAAAACGGAAACUACUGAACUCAGCUGAAUGUAACACUGAAAAAAAAAAAAACAUUAUUUAUUAUUAUUCUUAUAUCCAUCCAUUUCCUUCCCCUAAAACAGUGAAGCUAAAUUUUGAAGAUUUGAAACAAGUCCGCAUUUCAUCUUGUAAACUAAUAAACUCAACUUGGCUCAGAGUAAAAGAUUGGAUAGAGUUUUCCUUGAUAUGGUAAGGUUGAGAGGCUCUGGUGGGGUUUGGGUCGGCCACAUCAACCACACCCUUAGCACUGUACAGAGAAAGAAUGUGUGUGUGUGUGUGUGUGUGUGUGUGUGUGUGUGUGUGUGUGUGUGUGUGUGUGUGGUGCCAUAUAAAUAAGAAUUAGAGUUGCCACACUUUUGUUUGUGUAUAUGUACAUUAUCUGUGAGAAUAUUGAAAAUAAAAAUUUUCAGUUCUUUCA